AUGACGGCGUUUAUCCGGCAAGAAGCGCUGGAGAAGGCGCGGGAGAUCCAACUCAAGGCCGACGAGGAGUUUGCGAUUGAGAAGUCGAAGCUGGUGCGGCAGGAGACGGCGGCGAUCGACACCCUGUACGAGAAGAAGUUUAAGCAGGCCGCCAUGUCGCAGCAGAUCACACGGUCGACGCUGGCCAACAAGACCCGCCUGCGCGUGCUGUCGGCGCGCCAGACCCUGCUCGACGAGCUGUUCCAGCGGGCGCGCGAGCAGAUCACCGGCGUCGCGGCGGGUGAUGCCAAGAAGUACGAUGCUGUCCUGCGCGGGUUGGUCCUCGAGGGCCUCUACGCCCUCAACGAAGACAAGAUUGCCGUCCGCGCGCGCAAGAAGGACUACGAGGCCGUCAGGGCCGCCAUCGUCGAGGCCGCUACCGAGUUUAAAGACCAUGUCGGUAGGGAGGUCGUCGUGGAGAUUGAUGAGUCGGAGCCACUCCCGGAGGACUCUGCUGGCGGUGUUUCCAUCCUAGGCAGCCAAGGAAAGAUCGAAAUCAACAACACCUUCGAGGAGCGGCUGCGGUUGCUGGAGAUCGAUGCCCUCCCCGCCGUGCGAGAGACUCUCUUCGGCAAGAACGUCAACCGCAAAUUCUACGAUUGA
Messenger RNA from Penicilliopsis zonata CBS 506.65, 642 nucleotides. RefSeq lists its product as hypothetical. Gene Ontology annotation, molecular function: proton-transporting ATPase activity, rotational mechanism. The transcript is spliced from 2 exons. NCBI's taxonomy places the organism in Eukaryota, Fungi, Ascomycota, Eurotiomycetes, Eurotiales, Aspergillaceae. The coding region runs from base 1 to 642 and encodes 213 amino acids. Gene Ontology annotation, biological process: proton transmembrane transport. The record is from RefSeq and is a predicted model, not a curated record. Gene Ontology annotation, cellular component: proton-transporting two-sector ATPase complex, catalytic domain.